Trichobilharzia regenti is the source of this 985-nucleotide messenger RNA. The record is from the annotation of a GenBank genome assembly. NCBI's taxonomy places the organism in Eukaryota, Metazoa, Platyhelminthes, Trematoda, Strigeidida, Schistosomatidae.
GGCGUAUCUUGCCUCACCCUUCCGAUUCUGGCUGGCUUUGACAUCUUCCUGCCAUCCCGACUGCCUGUAGUUGAAACCCUGCUUCCUAGACGGAUAAGUGAAGGAAGUGAAAUGACCACUGUCAAAUCUCUCCCAUUGAUGGUGAUUGGUGCUGGUUGUUGUUGUUGCAGUUAUUAUUAUUAUUAUUAUCCGAUAGUUUGAUGAAUGUUACUCUAUCAUUUUCAAUUGAUGUACACUGAAAUCAAGCGUAAGUAGUUAUAGUAACACAGUGGGAUACAGACAAACCAAGGCGAUGAUUUCCAAAUGGACUGAAAUCCCAACUUCGUUAUCAGUAUUAUUGUUAUUAGUAUCCCUUCCGAGUGCAAAACUGGGCUUAAGCAACACAUCUCCACUGUACUUGGUUCUCUCUCAUCACUAUCAACUGCUUCCACGAAUCCCCACAAGUCUUCAUUUCCUCUUCACAUGGUCGUCUGCAACGUCCCAACCCGUGAUAUUCAGGACCUGUGGUGUGAUGUUACCUAACUAUCUCUUCACCAAAUGUCCAAUCCCUUUGUCAUUGUCAUCUGAAUAUUUACUGGGUAUUAGAUCCUUGGAUGGUUUGCUACCGUGCCAGAGUUUCCUGUUGCCUAUCCCUUCUAGCCGUUCAUCUUAUCUUCAGUAUCUAGCGAAGGAAGUUAUUUCCCUAAAGUCUGGUUUUGAUGACACCCGUACUAAGUCUCUCAACCAUAUGAAAGCAUUAACUUGACACUAGACCACUGAUUUCAGGGUAAUGAAGGCCUGUCUGGCCUUUCCAUUCGUGUCUGAUAUCCUGCACUUGAAACGAUGAUAUCUAGGUCAGAUUAAUAAAAGACAGAUCUCUUCCUGAUUUUUUCACUUUAUGUCAAAUUCUGUACUCAUAUGCCAAUCGUAUCCUCCUUUACGACUGUAAGACCUAGCCAUUGAAAGUGGAAGACAUAGGAAGACUAGCUGUCUUUGACCAAAAAUG